This is a messenger RNA of Cottoperca gobio, 2413 nucleotides long. It is a transcript of the gene stard10, whose product is annotated as StAR related lipid transfer domain containing 10. The record is from RefSeq and is a predicted model, not a curated record. NCBI's taxonomy places the organism in Eukaryota, Metazoa, Chordata, Actinopteri, Perciformes, Bovichtidae. Gene Ontology annotation, molecular function: lipid binding. The coding region runs from base 742 to 1533 and encodes 263 amino acids. The transcript is spliced from 6 exons.
CCCCUCUACACCUCCCCCUCUUCCUCUUAUUUCUCACCGCAUCUCCUCCACCACCUGCCACAGCAGCGACGCAGCGAUGGAGAGUCGUUGCAAAUGACCAUAAGCUCACGGAAGACCGCAAUUGAGAGUGGGUAAAAGAAAGACACGCGUAGGGAAAGACGGAUAAAGAGGAAGACACAGAAAGAGAGAGAGAGACACUGCGAGAGACACUGCGAGAGACACUGCGAGAGACACUGCGAGAGACAAGAGGAAACAGAAACAUAUGGUUUGUCUGAAGAGUGGCUGUUUCUGAGGACUGCUGAACCGGGCUGAAACUUAUUCAACCACCGUGAUCAACAAAAGCCACAUUUGAUUCAUCUAUUCCACGACUUAUUUGCCUUAUGUUUUGUGUGCUCUCACCUGUGUGAGUCUGUGCCUAUACCUCCCUGUGGGAUUAGUUUGUGCAGGGUGGAUUGCGGUUGUUGAACCUCCCUGAAUGCGCACACACACACACACACACACACACACACACACACACUGAUCACCACAAGACGCGGUGCAGCCUUACAACAUCUUCGUGCAAGGAGGAUAUUGAAUUAGACAAGUUAUUCCCACAGAAGAGAGGAACAAGAGUGGCUGGCUCUCUGAUUCCCUUCAUUUCCCUCGCUCAACGUGUCUCCUCCCGGGCCCAACAGUAGUCUCAUAGAGCCCCUAUCUUCUUCCACCUCCUCCCCCCCCCCCCCCACCCCCUGGUAACAAGCCAUGUCUGGACAUACUGUGACCAUCCCGGACGACCGGGCGUUCGCCAGCUUCAAGGCGGAGUGUCUGUGCGAGGAAGGCUGGAGUGUGAACCACAACAAGGGUGGCAUCACGGUGUUGACCCAGUGUCUGGAGGAGGGGAAGUCCAUCCACAAAAUGAAGUGUCGGAUGGUGUGUAAGGACGUGUCGGCUGAGAUCAUGUAUGACGUUCUUCAUGAUAUUGAAUACAGAAGGAAAUGGGACACAAACGUCAUUGAGACCUUCGACAUCGGAAAGCUUACGGUCAAUGCGGAUGUUGGUUACUACUCAUGGAAGUGUCCAAGUCCUCUUCGGAACCGCGAUGUCAUCACACUUCGCUCUUGGCUACCAAUGGGGAAAGAUUACAUCAUCAUGAACUACUCUGUCAAACAUCCCAAAUACCCUCCUAAAAAGGACAAGGUACGAGCUGUGUCCAUUCAGACUGGCUAUUUGAUCCAGAGCCAGGGACCGACCAACCACUGUACCCUCACUUACAUGGCCCAGGUAGAUCCACGAGGUUCGUUACCCAAGUGGGUUGUCAACAAGUCUUCCCACUUUCUUGCUCCUCGUGCGAUGAAGAAGAUCAACAAAGCCUGUUUGAAGUAUUCAGAGUGGAAGCAGAGACACAACCCUGGCUUCAAGCCCUGGCUCUACCCUGAACAGACUACAUUACCCAACAUCCCACUGUCUGACCUCAGCCUCCAGCGUGCCGAGAGCCUGGAGAAUAUUGAUGAGAGCUCCCUGGCUGAGACCAAGGAGAGAGAAGACAGCGACUAACACAUACUCACACUCAGUCAUGUAUUCAUACACACACAAACAGUAAUGCAGGGUUACAUGCAUGCCUGAUACAAAUCCAUAAUUACACUUAUGUAUAUGUGAUUCUAUAGGUGUGUAUGCACAGCAUAUGCAGGCAUACUUACUGCACAUGUAUGUAAGCAUGCAUGCACACAAACUCAUACUUGACCAACUCCAUAUAUACAUAAUGUAUGAACACAUACAUGCAACAUAGAUGCACUCACAGAUACACACCAUCCACUCACAAAGGGCACCGAAAACUACUUAUUUUUACAAGUCCGUAAACCCAUUUUCAUUGUAAUCACAAAAGCGGCUGUUAAUGUGAUUUUUCAUGCCUCUUAAAGGGAUAUCAAAGUUUUCUUAUCAGGACCUAUACAGGUUAUCCUAACACAAUUUAUUUUCAGUAAAAUACUGUUGAAAUGUUUACAGACUAACCAGAAAUUAUGAACAAAGGAUUUCAAAAUGAUCCUCCUUUAUCUGUGAGUUAUGUAUACGAUCCAGUAAAAAAAACAUCUCAGUUUAAGCCCUAUUGUUUAUGUAAACACAAGUACAUACCUAUGUACACAUACGGCUUAAUUGAUACUACUUUUAUGCACUCAGACAUGUAUACACACUCAGUUUGUGUCUUUCUGCCCAUGUUGUCUCUGUCACUCAUGUGUCUCCAUCACAUUUUGUAAGCACAUGAUAAAUAUGCAGAUGUGCAGAAGGCAGCUGGAACCCCCAACAUGCUACCCUUUCAUACACAGACAAACACACAUUCAGAUGUCACACACGUACUGUCUGCUCCUCUAAUUGAGAGAUGUAUGAAUGUAUUAAGAGUUUAAAAAUUAAAUCAUAUUCCUACAAAGGUUUUCAAAUUUCA